Capsicum annuum is the source of this 1590-nucleotide messenger RNA. RefSeq lists its product as uncharacterized. Lineage: Eukaryota; Viridiplantae; Streptophyta; Magnoliopsida; Solanales; Solanaceae. The coding region runs from base 1 to 1590 and encodes 529 amino acids. The transcript has 6 exons. The record is from RefSeq and is a predicted model, not a curated record.
AUGUUGAAUGGUGCUCAGGUCUCUUCUAUGGCAAAUUCUGCAGGUAUUAAUACUGCAUUUGUUACCAUUAAUUCCAAAAAUGAAUGGAUUAUUGAUACAGGAGCCACCAAUCAUAUGGUGGUUGAUCCUGCUUUGCUUAAAAAUUCUAUAACUCUAGAACCAAGUAACUCUAGAAAGAUGCUCUUACCUACUGGUGAUAUUGCUUUCGUAACCCAAAUUGGAUCAAGCAUUCUUAUGGAAGGUCAUACUAUUUACAAUGUUCUACAUAUUCCAAAGUUCAAGUUUAAUCUUCUUUCAGUCUCACAGGAUCUUUACAAUGGGAAGGUGAAAGCGAUUGGUAGAUAUAAAGAUGACUUAUACUUACUACCUCCAGUCUCUUCAAGAGCUAAUCAAGAUAAAGAAUUUUGUUCUCUGGUUUCAAAUAACUCUACUGCUGCUAAAAUUGAUUCUACUGAGCUUAAUUUGUGGCAUAACAGAGAUGUUGAAUUUAGGGAAAAUAUAUUUCCCUUUCAAAUAAUCAAGAAGGAUCAACAGUCUCCAUUUCUUGAUGUAUUUAGUGAUGCAUUGGUAGAUUCAUCUAAGAGCACACAACACAGUAGGCACUAUUCUUAUGAUAAACAUGUACCAUCUACAUCAGUUCAUACACCAUCUACAUCAGUUCAUACACCAUCUACAUCAGUCAAUCAACCAGAUUUACCUUCACUUCCUAUGACUAUUGUAUCUCGGACUCAACCUCUAUCUAAUAUAUCAGCACCACUCUCAACUGAAGUAGAACCAUCAUCUUAUAAUGAAGCAACUCUUGAUCCUUGGUGGGUAAGUGGAAUGAAAGCAGAGAUAGAUGCUUUGGAAAGUAACAAUACCUGGAAAGUUGUCUCACUGCCUGAAGGGAAGAAGACUAUAGGCUGCAAAUACUGGCACAUCCAUCAAAUGGAUAUGUACAAUGCAUUUCUUCAAAGUGACUUAUAUAAUGAAAUAUGCAUGGAACUGCCCCAAGGAUUUAAAAAUCAGGGGGAGAAAAGACAGUCUUCAGCUAAUUCAAUACUAAGUCAAGAUUUCAAGAUGAAAGACUUGAGGAAGCUAAGAUUCUUUCUUGGUAUAGAAUUUGCAAGAUCAAGUUUAGGAAUAUUAAUGCAUCAGAGAAAGUAUGUUCUUGAGUUAAUAUCAGAAACAGGAUUGAGUGCUGCGAGACCUAUAUCUACACCAUUGGAGACAAAUUUCAAGUUAACCACUAUAGAAGUAGAUAACUAUGUGAAUGGAACAAGCAAGAAUAUCACUGAUCCUGAAGUAGAUGUAGCAAAAUAUCAAAGGAUUGUGGGAAAGCUCCUCUACUUGACUAUAACCAGACCUGAUAUAGCUUACAGUGCACAAACUCUCAGUCAAUUUCUUCAUCAGCCUAAGAAGUCUCACUAUGAAGCAGCAAUGAGAAUAAUAAGAUAUGUAAAGAAACAACCAGGACAAGGUAUUCUGCUCUCAAGUAACAGCAAGGAACAAAUAUCAGCUUAUUGUGAUGCUGACUGGGCAGCAUAUCCAAACUCUAGAAAGUCUAUAAUAGGUUUCCUACUUAAACUCGGUGAUUCAUUGAUCUCUUAG